Molecule: messenger RNA, 1248 nt
Organism: Gracilinanus agilis (Agile Gracile Mouse Opossum)
Lineage: Eukaryota; Metazoa; Chordata; Mammalia; Didelphimorphia; Didelphidae
Product: EH domain-containing protein 1-like
Exons: 1
Coding region: 1-1248 (415 amino acids)
Biological process (GO): endocytosis; endocytic recycling; protein localization to plasma membrane
Cellular component (GO): early endosome; endocytic vesicle; recycling endosome membrane
Molecular function (GO): cadherin binding; GTP binding
Source: RefSeq, a predicted model, not a curated record
AUGAGUAAGACAAAAAGUCACAAGCGUUCCUAUCUUUUUCUCUCAGUGGCUCAGAGAUUGAGUAAACUGUACUUGGAAAAGCUGCUGCCCCUGGAAGAGAUGUAUCAGUUUGAGAGGUUCCACUCGCCUCCGCUCACAGAUGCAGACUUCGAUAACCGGCCCAUGGUGCUUCUGAUGGGCCAGUACAGCACCGGCAAGACGACCUUCAUCAGUCACCUCCUCGAGCAGACAUUCCCGUGCAUGCGCAUUGGGCCCGAGCCCACUACUGAUGGCUUCGUUUGCCUCAUGCAUGGCGAAGUGGAGAACGUGAUGCCAGGCAACGUGGCUGUGGUAGACCGACGCUUCCCCUUCCGCAAUCUCACCAACUUUGGCAAUGCCUUCCUCAACCGAUUCACUUUGGUCCAGCUACCCAAUGAGUUCCUGGACAGUAUCAGCAUCAUCGACACCCCUGGAAUCCUUGCUGGUGAGAAACAACGGCUCAGUAGAGGUUAUGACUUCUCGGCAGUGCUCGAGUGGUUUGCCCAGCGAGUAGAUCUUAUCAUUCUGCUCUUUGAUGCUCAUAAAUUGGACAUAUCAGAUGAGCUGUCUCAGGCAAUCAAAUCUCUCAAGAACAACGAAGAUAAAAUGCGAGUGGUGCUAAACAAGUCUGACCAGGUGGGAACUCAGCAACUGAUGCGGGUCUAUGGGGCCCUCAUGUGGUCCUUGGGCAAGAUCAUUAACACCCCUGAGGUGAUGAGGGUGUAUAUAGGUUCCUUCUGGGCAGAACCCUAUGUGAAUCUUGAUAACAGCAAGCUUUUUGAAGCAGAGGCUUUGGAUCUCUAUAAGGACAUUCAGAGGCUGCCCCAUUAUAGUACUGUUAGGAAAAUGAAUGAUCUGAUCAAAAGAGCCAGGCUGGCCAGGGUCCAUGGCUACAUCAUUGCUACCCUCAAGAAAGAGUUGCCCAUGUUUGGCAAGGAGAACAAAAAAAGGGAGUUGAUCACCAACUUACAAGAGAUUUUCCUUAAAGUUGAACGAGAUUAUCAUGUUUCUUCUGGAGACUUCCCAAGUGUCCAGAAAAUGCAGGAAUUACUAAUUGGCCAAGACUUCACCAAGUUCAAUAACCUGAAGCCCAAGCUCUUUGAUACCUUGGAAGACAUGCUGUCCAAAGAUAUAACUCGGUUGAUGUUUUUGAUGAGAGAAGAAGAGGCUGCUGCAGCAGCUGCCAUGGCUGCCACAGAAGCAGCUGCUGCUCUUGUUGACAAGCCAUGA